UUAAAGUUUCCUCAGUGCCAAACAUUUCCCAUCUUUCCUGUAAGAUGUCAUAUUUUCCCACAAUAGCCCAAGAACUCAUCCGACAACUGCAUAAUUCUAAACAUUUUGCUAUUGUGCUAUCAUUCCAUGCUAAGCUUCUAAAAUUUGGGUUCUUAAGUGAAACUUUUCCCUCCAAUCAUCUCAUCAAUGCCUACAUAAGAUGUCACACUGUGAAAUUUGCACACAAAGUGUUCGACGAAAUGCCUGAACCAGACACCAUAUCUUGGACGUCUCUUAUGGGGGGUUAUACUAAAGCUUCACAGCCGAAAAUGGUGAUUUGGCUUUAUGCCAAAAUGCCCAAAGACAUGGUGUGGCCAAAUGCGUUUACCCUCUCCACAAUCAUAAAUGCUUGUUCAGCACUUUCUGAUGUAAAAACAGGGGAAGUUGUUCAUGCUUAUCUUGAAAAAUAUGGUUAUAACAAAAACAUCAUUGUGUGCUCUUCAUUGGUUGAUAUGUAUGGAAAAUCAAACAAUUUGGUUUCUGCAAGACGAGUUUUUGAUUCAAUGCUCGAGAGAAAUGUCGUUUCUUGGACUACGAUGAUGGCAGGGUAUGCACAAAACGGUCAGGGAUACGAAGCACUCAAACUUUUCAAGGAUUAUACCCAUCUUGAAGAUGAUCUUCCUAAUCAAUUUAUGCUGUGUACCGUUGUUAACGCUUGCGCGAGCUUGGGAAGGUUGGUAUAUGGGAAGGCCAUGCAUGCCGUUGUCGUCAAAAGUGGGCCUGAAAAUGAAGUUGUUGCUUGUGCGCUUGCAGAUAUGUAUGCUAAAUGUGGAUGCUUUGAGUUCUCACUUAAGAUAUUUAGGAGCAUGCUUAAUCCUUCUCUUAUAUCAUAUACUUCUAUGAUCAUUUCAGCGGCGAAACAUGGGUUUGGAGACGUGUCAUUCGAGCUCUUUGAAGAAAUGAUUCUCAAAGAAAUACGUCCUACCGAUGUUACAUUUCUCGGCAUCUUAUAUGCGUGUAGCCACUUGGGACUUAUCGGCAAAGGACUUCAAAUCUUGAACUCAAUGCAAACAGAACACGGUGUUGCUCCUGAUGUGAGGCAUUAUACUUGUGUCGUUGACAUGCUCGGAAGAAAUGGGCGAUUGGAUGAAGCAUAUAGAUUAGCGAAGGCGAUAAAGCUACGGCAUGAUAGUGAGAUUGCUCUUUUAUGGGGUUCCGUUUUAUCAGCUAGUAAGCUUCUUGGAAGGGUAGAUAUAGCAGCCGAAGCAAGCAAGUGGCUACUAGAAGCUAAGCAACAGAUCGACACUGUUUAUGUUUCAAUGUCAAACAUUCAUGUUUUAUCUGGGAACUGGGACGAUGCCCAGAGCAUUCGUUCAGAAAUGAAGCGAGUAGGAGUGAAAAAGAAGCCAGGUUGCAGCUGGGUGGAAAUUAAAGAUUCAGUUUACGUAUUCUACGCUCAAGAUCUGUCCUCGUUUCCGAGAAGUGCUGAAGUGUUGGAUCUCUUGAAGGACAUGGAAACCAGGAUGAAAGAACGAGGCUAUGUAGGCGGGAGUAAAGGAUUGGUAUUAGUUGAUGUAGAAGAGGAAUCGAAGGAAGAAGUGGUGAGUUUACACAGCGAAAGGCUCGCCUUAGGCUUUAGUUUGCUAAGCAUACCGAAAGGAGAAACUAUUAGAAUCAUGAAGAAUUUGAGGAUGUGUGGAGAUUGCCAUGAAGCUUUUAAGCUCAUUAGCGGCAUAGUCGAGAGGAAUUUUGUUGUGCGAGAUGUGAACAGAUUUCACCAUUUCAAAAACGGGUCUUGUAGUUGCGGAGAUUAUUGGUAAUAUAUGUUAUUCGAAAUUGAGGAUCGAAAGAAUCAUGAACCAAAAAUUCCAAGCGGGAUUUAUUUUACCACAACUAUAUAUAUAUAUAUAUAU
Messenger RNA from Amaranthus tricolor (Joseph's coat), 1892 nucleotides. Its product is annotated as pentatricopeptide repeat-containing protein At4g15720. Gene Ontology annotation, biological process: RNA modification. The record is from RefSeq and is a predicted model, not a curated record. The coding region runs from base 45 to 1799 and encodes 584 amino acids. NCBI's taxonomy places the organism in Eukaryota, Viridiplantae, Streptophyta, Magnoliopsida, Caryophyllales, Amaranthaceae. The transcript has a single exon. Gene Ontology annotation, molecular function: RNA binding; protein binding; zinc ion binding.